This is a messenger RNA of Beta vulgaris subsp. vulgaris (sugar beet), 1788 nucleotides long. Its product is annotated as transcription factor GTE1. The record is from RefSeq and is a predicted model, not a curated record. Bases 223 to 1347 code for a protein of 374 amino acids. The transcript is spliced from 9 exons. Gene Ontology annotation, molecular function: protein binding. Lineage: Eukaryota; Viridiplantae; Streptophyta; Magnoliopsida; Caryophyllales; Amaranthaceae.
UUACAAACAAGAAGAUAAUUAUAAGCAAGAAGAUAAAUAAAUCACUUGAGCGAAAAAUAAGGAAGUAGAAAGUGUUUUGUUUGCCGCCGUUAAUACUUAUAUUUGCAGAAGAACAACAAGGCUUGAACACUUUCAAUUAACUUUAUCUCUCCUCAACUUUCAGUUUAAAACUGUUGCUCAAAUUCACCUUCAAAAGUUGGGUGUGAAUUGAGAAUUGAGAUAAUGGGUGCUGGUGGUGCUGGUGGGGUGGAUGAUUACAAGCAUCGUAUUGGUGCAGUGUUGUCACAAGUUAGUAAGAUAGAGAAAAAAGUACAGGACAUCGAACAGUUCUACUUGAGCAACAAUAAAAAGCAAGCAAACAGCUCGAAAGGUGGCUCUGCUUCUAAGGACAAAGACAAGGAUAAAGAGAGACAUGUUGCUCACAUUAAAAAGCAGCAGCAGGAUGCAGCUAGCAGGGAAGCAGCUGCCUCAAAGAGAAUGCAGGAGCUGAUACGCCAAUUCGGCAAAAUAUUUCAUCAGAUCACACAACACAAGUGGGCAUGGCCUUUUAUGGAUCCUGUAGAUGUUAAAGGCCUUGGUUUGCAUGAUUACUAUGAGAUUAUUGAGAAACCUAUGGAUUUCAAUACGAUAAAGAAACAAAUGGAAGCUAAGGAUAUGACUGCCUAUAAACAUGUUCGGGAGAUUUGUGCAGAUGUGAGGUUGGUUUUUAAGAAUGCAAUGAAAUAUAAUGAUGAAAAAAAUGAUUUCCAUGUCAUGGCAAAAACGUUGUUGGCAAAAUUUGAAGAGAAGUGGCUACAGUUCUUGCCUAAAGUCACAGAAGAGGAAAAGAGGCGAGAAGAAGAGGAUGCUGAGGCACAGCUAAGUAUGCAGCUAGCUCAAGAGGCUACUUAUGCCAAAAUUGCAAGGGAUGUAAGCAAUGAGCUUUUCGAGGCCGAUAUGCGCCUAGAAGAACUUAGGGAACAGCUGGUUCAAAAGUGCAGGAAAAUGUCAACUGAAGAAAAAAGGCAGCUUGGCACAGCCCUUACGCGGCUCUCCACCGACGACCUCAGUAGAGCACUAGAUAUUGUUGCACAAGGCAAUCCCGGAUUUGUAGCUAAUUCUGAAGAGGUGGACCUUGACAUAGACGCUCAGAGUGAAACCACACUGUGGAGGCUAAAAAUCUUUCUACAAGACGCGCUGCAAGCUCAGGGGAAGCCUGCAGCAAGUAUGGGUGGCAACAACAAUAACGACAACAACGAAAACAAUAACAAUAUCUUGAAUAAUAACGCUAAACGAAAGAGGGAGAUUUGCGAGGCCCUUGCGAAGACUAAUGCCAAGAAGAAGAGUAAGAAGGUCCCUCCUCCUUGAUUGUUUCAAUAAUUUAGAAUUUAGAUGAACUAUGCUCUAUGACAUUUCUAACUAGAAAGGGAAAAAACGGGACUGUUCGAGCUAUCAACUUACAAUAAGAUGCGGGCCAGAACGUUACAAUCAACUGCUGCUACGGUUUUUACGAAAACCGAAACUGAAAAUCAAGUAUGGUUGUAUGAAGGAGAAACUUAGAAGCUAAAUUUGAUAGUUGUUCUUAGGACUAUAUAACUCAAAAUUUACAAAUUUCAUAACAAACACUGAACUAAUCCAAAACAGCUUAAUUGGAAAGCAAAAAGCUUCAUACUGCUAAAUAUCUAUAUAAUAUAACUCGUUGUGCACUAGAAACCAUAGGGUAUAUUCAGUUUUAUUUGAUAUAGUCACUUUUUAUAUACUUAAUUUUUGUAUUAUAUAGUCAAAUUUUCAAUAUAGUUAGUUUUCAUA